AUGGCUCACUUUGCGCAGGUCAUGGCUGAAGUGGGUGACUUUGGUCGCUUCCAGGCACAGGUGACCAUUCUGAUGGGCAUCCCCAAUUUCCUGUCUGCCUUCUUCUUGUUUAGUCAGGUCUUCAUGGUCCUCGAUGAGGCUCACCACUGCUCAGUGCCCUGGGUCAAGAACCACACUCUCAACCUAAGUGCUGCUGAGCAGCUGGCAGUAAGCAUACCCAACGACCCAGCGGGCAGACCUGAGUCCUGCCUCAUGUUCCGGCCACCUCCUGACAAUGCCAGCCUGGAAGACAUCCUCAGCCACCGCUUCAAUGAGACACAGGCCUGCGACUCAGGCUGGGAGUAUCCUGAGAACAGGCCUCCGUCCCUAAAGAAUGAGUUUGACCUGGUAUGCAGCCGGAAGUACCUGAAAAGGACUUUACAGUCAGUAGUCAUGGCUGGCCUCCUCGUUGGGGCCCUCAUCUUUGGGCCCCUCUGUGACUGGAUUGGCCGCAGACCUUCCCUCCUGUUGCAGCUGCUUCUGUCUGCCAUCACGGGCAUGGCCGCAGCCUGUGUGUCCAGCUUUGAGCUUUAUAUGAUCCUAAGCUUUGGCUUGGCUACCGCUGUGGCUGGAUUUUUACUCAGCACCAAUGUCCUCCUUUCAGAAUGGGUGGGGCCGUCCUGGAGAACACGAGCCAUGGUCCUGUCCCAGAGCAACAUUGCCAUUGGACUGAUGGUGCUAGCAGGCCUGGCCUAUGGUGUCCGCAACUGGAGACUGCUUCAGAUAAUCGGCACGGCACCAGUCUUCCUGCUUGUCUCCUACUUCUGCGUUUUGCCAGAAUCUCCACGGUGGCUCCUCUCCAAAGGAAGGAUAGAGGAGGCCAAACAACUGAUCCAGAAGGCAGCCUUGGUGAACAGGCGGUCCCUUUCUCCAGAACUCCUGAGCCAGCUGAUCCCUGAGAAGACAGGUCCCUCGGGAAAUGCGCUGGAUCUUUUCAGACACCCCUAUCUCAGGAAGGUGACGCUGAUUCUCAUUGCUGUCUGGUUUGUAGACAGCCUGGUGUACUAUUGCUUUAGCUUCCAAGUGGGGGACUUUGGCCUGGACAUCUACCUGACACAGCUGAUAUUUGGAGUAGUGGAGAUGCCAGCCCGUUUUUCCAGCAUCCCCAUAAUGGAGAAGCUGGGUCGCAAGUGGAGCCUGUUAGGUUCCCUGACUCUGGCUGGUACUAUGUGCAUCAUCAUCAUCUUCAUCCCAGCAGGUCUCCCCACGGUGGUCACUGUGCUGGCUGUGGUGGGGAAGUCAGCCUCAUCUUCUGCCUUCACCAUAUCCUAUGUGUAUACUGCUGAGCUCUACCCCACCAUCAUCAGGCAAACAGGCAUGGGGCUGGUGAGCAUCUUCUCCAGGAUUGCCGGCAUCAUCACACCGCUCGUGAUGCUGCUGGAGCAGUACCACAGGGCAGUCCCCAUGAUCAUCUUUGGCAGCUUCCCCAUCGUGGCAGGCCUACUGUGUGCUCUGUUGCCUGAGACGCGGGGCCAGACCCUGAAGGACACCAUCCAGGACCUGGAGAAGGGGCGCCCUCCACGGACCCACAACACAGCACCCCAGAGGAAAAAAAUGGAAGCCACAGGAAGGACUUCCAGCAUGAGGAAGGCCAUUGUGAAUAGUUCGUACUUCUGACUGUGGCCACUGAGAGCCAGCCCACCAAAAACAGAGGACUUCCCAUGACAUCUUCUGGAUUUUUGUCAGGAUCCACAGGGACGCAGGGACCAGAUAGCCUUUUUCACGUAGGCAACACAGCAUGACCUGUUCACGGCCCCAGCUUUGUGCUACAGAGCCCAAUGCAAGCAUCAAGGCCUGGACCCCUUCCUCUUCACAGCUCGCAGACACAAACUACACCCCAGUACCGUGACUGAGUUGGGUCGGGUCUCUCUUGGUCUUUCCUGACCAGCUCUGAAGUUAUGGCCUCACUGUGCCCUCAGCUUGGAAUACUCCACCUCCUCAAACAGAACAGAAGCCAACAGCCCCAUCCUAAAUAAAGCAGCUCAAACCCAGAACAGGGAGCCAGGAAGGGCCAGCUGCAGGAGCAGGCUAACAAAAAUGCUAUGCCGUAUUUACUUUGAGGAUCCCUUCUUCCUUGCCUGUGGUCAGCUUGUGCCUCGCAUUUGUGAGGCUGGCAAAGAAAUGGUACCUUGCCCCCACCUGCUGUACCAUGAUGCCCAGUAGGUAAGGAAGAGGGCAGAGCUCCUUCUGUUUAAAUGCUGUUGGUUGUUUCUUCCCAGCGUGUCCUGGCUCAUCGGCAGUCUGCAUUUGAUGGCUUCUAAGAACUGGCUCUGCUGCUGGGCACAUUCUGGGGCCAUUUAGAGGUUCUCUGUGUUGUUGGCUAGCAGAAACA
Molecule: messenger RNA, 2371 nt
Organism: Arvicola amphibius (Eurasian water vole)
Lineage: Eukaryota; Metazoa; Chordata; Mammalia; Rodentia; Cricetidae
Product: solute carrier family 22 member 13-like
Exons: 10
Coding region: 1-1656 (551 amino acids)
Biological process (GO): transmembrane transport
Cellular component (GO): membrane
Molecular function (GO): transmembrane transporter activity
Source: RefSeq, a predicted model, not a curated record